Molecule: messenger RNA, 1527 nt
Organism: Microdochium trichocladiopsis
Lineage: Eukaryota; Fungi; Ascomycota; Sordariomycetes; Xylariales; Microdochiaceae
Exons: 3
Coding region: 1-1527 (508 amino acids)
Cellular component (GO): membrane
Molecular function (GO): acetylglucosaminyltransferase activity
Source: RefSeq, a predicted model, not a curated record
AUGACAACCUCCAGCGUCUUUCGUCGGCGUGCCGCACUGGUAGUGGCUGCAUCCGCCGUGUCACUCAUUUUGGGCCACCUCUGGCUGACAAACUACGAUUCAUUGCCGGACUUGCCUCGUCUGAAAAGCCUUCUCCACCCAGUGGAGGACAACACUGCGCUACUACAGAACCUGCCUGACUUGGAAAGCUCGCUCAGCGUCACUGAGGGGGAUGAUAACACACUGGACUUUGUCCGCCGAGCCAGCGAAAGCGGCCAUGUCACAUUCUCGGCAGAAUUCAAGUACACAAAAAGGUGCUUCCAGGAAGCAGACGGCUUUGACAUCGAUCGGCAUGAUAUCGCAAAUACUGUCGAGCCAUUGAUCACCGAGCAUUUUCUCCAAGUGAAACUCGACCAGACCGGCCCGGUGACCACAGAGCCCUGUGCUGCGCUGUCGAUACCGAUUGCAAAGCCCUAUCCCGAGAAUGCGACGUACCACAACCUCGCCUUCGGCAUGGCGACAACAUUUUCGAGGCUUGUCGAGGCGUUUGACAGCAUCUCUCAUUGGGCGUCUGGCAGCGGCUCGCUGCUCGUUGUCAUCGUAGAGGACUACACGGAGCACCAGAGGGGCAUCAGCGAGCUCCUCGCGCACUACCACAAGGCUCAGGUCAAUGCCACAUUCAUACCCCCGGUUUCAAGCAGGCACUCCACGUCGCAAUCCCACUUCAUGGUGCUCAAUACGAUGAUCGUCAUGAGCGGCAACGAGACGGAAUGGUUCGGGCUCCUCGACGACGACACGUUCUUCCCGCACCUAGCACCCCUCUCUGCCGCGCUCGGCAUCCUCGACCACGACGACAAGGACCUGUACGUCGGCGCGCUGUCCGAAGACUGGCCCUCGCUCGAGAAGUUCGGGCUGAUGGCCUUUGGCGGCGCGGGUGCGUACAUCUCGGCACAUCUCGCGCGCAAGAUUGGAGCGAUGCAGACGGCCCGGCAAUGUCUCAGGGAGUCUCCGCCAGAUUUCGGCGACGUCCUUAUCCGCGACUGCAUAUACCGGCACAGUAAUGCCCGACUGACUGUCCUACCGAAUCUAUUUCAGCAUGACCUGACCAGAGAUAUGCGAGGCUUCUUCGAGUCCGGCAUCGAGCCGCUCAAUCUGCAUCACUGGAACAGCUGGUACAAGGAGCCUGUAGUGGCCAUGGCGAGGGCGGCCAAGUUCUGCGGGUGUGUGUGCUUUCUUCAGCGGUUCGCAUUCGGCAGUGACACGAUUCUCUCAAACGGCUACUCGAUAAGCAUUUACGCAAAUGGGCUGGGUUCCAUCGAUCUGGCCAAGAUGGAGCGAACAUGGGGAAAUGCCGCGGGUGAGGAAGAUCUCAAGUGGGCAUAUACCAUGGGUCCAAUGCGAGACCGAGUCCCGGACGACGAACGCAAGACAUACUACUUACAGUAUACCGAGGUCGUCGGACAGUUGAUGAGGCAGCUGUAUGUGCGGAAAGGCUCUGGAGAUACAGGAUCAUCUGAUGAAGUCGUGGAGCUCGUUUGGAUGAGAUAA